ACCUGUACACUUAAGUCUUGUAUCCUAUACCGGAUGGGAGAGAGGAAACGGAAUCAGAGGAAUAUCCGUAGACGCUUGAGCCGUUACCUUAUGAACAUGGUAAUGUUGUGAGAACAAGUGUGUGAGGAGACUGCUCCGGAUCCCGUAGAUACAUAAAAUUACACAGAAAACAUUAAAUCAGUGACUUUACGAAAUACGAUGCACAGUUGCUACACUCGAAGGAUAUGAGAACCUCCUUCUUGUAACACUCAGGUGACGUAAGCUGGUCUGGUCCCGCAGUCUAUUGAAGACUGUCCUCUAAAAAGUCUAAGGUACCUUGAAGGGUGGUCAGCUCCGCGGAGGGCAGAGGUUUACAAAGGUGAAUCAGUAGACUGAUUGUCCUGUGCAGGUCCUGCUCACUAUCGCCCAGGUGUACAAGUAUAUCGCUAUAAUGAGAUCUGUGUCGCGUCGCUGUUACAUUAGUAAAAUAAUGAGAGAGAAGAAAGCAAGAGGAUAGGAUAGAAGCUAGAGAGAGACAAGAGGGCAACAAGAAAGAGUAAAGAGAAAAUAAAAGUCAAUAACAAUUUUCAAAAUUUAUUUACUCAACAAUGACAAUGGUUAUAGGAAAAUAAAUUCAACAAUUUAUUAAACAUUAGACAGCGUUAAUUGCAAAAGUCAAUGUAAAAUAGCAACUAAGCUAAGCUCGAAAAUCGCUAGCCUCUCUCUCACUCACACACACACACUAUCUUCUUGUCUUACUCGGUCUUUGUCUAUCUUCUAGAAUCUUACUCCUUUAUAGUGUGAUAUACCAGCUACAUGAUGUCUGUCACAUAUGUAACGGUGCGCUGUCAAACAUUCUUACUCUACGAUAUUGUUCAACAAAGUCUGAAAUUCCCUCUUGGUUAGCCAUGUUCUGCGAAUUUCGAAGAUGAUUCUUUUUCUUUGUACAUUACUUCACCAUAUCAUGCACCUAUUCGACUGUUAGCUGUAUCUUCGUAGUGACAGUAAACUCUGGGCAAGUGCCUAACUUCAUAUUAAAAUAAUUACUUAAGUAUUUGGUUAUCUACUUUACAAUAGGUAGUUAAUUUGGUUCAGAAGAAGAGCAAGACAGCAAGAAGAUAAUACUCUCAUGUCUUGCGUCCGUUCUGCCUUCAUCAAAGAGACAAUUCCAUUUACUGUCUGUGGAGCAGUCGCUGACGAACGUGUCGAGCUUAUUGGCGACCAGCACAACAACAACAACAUCGGUACCUUCUACUACACCUGUACUAAUGUCUUUGACUGGCAUGCACUUACCCAGACAUGCAAUGGUAAUGAGUCUAUGAACAGUUUAAAUGCACAGACGGUGACUGACAGCGUUGCCGAGAUGCAACUAAGAAACUUCUGGAUGUUAUCAUAAAACUGUUAUCGUCCUACUGAGACCCCGAUAUAGUAGGAUACAUGCUGUCCAUGUCGUUUUUAUUGUCUCUCUUCUACUCAUUCAGUUAUUCAUCAGUCUAAGGUGUGUGGGAUGUGAGUUCAGACUAAAUUACAGACUUUUUUUCAAAUGAGGUUUCUCCACCUUACAUGAUUGAACUAUGACAAGACAGAAGUUUCCAGACAUCGAUUGUCACAAAAACAACCGACACUUGUGUCCGUUAAGGUCUGAUGUCAUCUAAGUGGGAGAGGCAUUACUUGGGAACGAGUGAGCUCCUCUCUUAUUUUUCGAGACUUUUACUACUGAGUCGCUGUAAGGAGUGUCAAUGGGAAAGCUCAAAUUUAUAACUGUGCUCACAAAACGAUCAACAGGUUAUUUAUUGUCCCAACCGUGAGUUGGAUUAUAAGGAAACAUUUUGAAGUAUUGACAAGAUCUUGAUAUAUGAUGCUCUAUUGAUCACAGUAUUUUUAUCGCUUAGUAACAUACUUUGUCUCAGUACAUGUCCUUAGUACACGCGUCACUAAAGUUAGAAGCAACUUUCACUGUUUUUUUAAAUGAUCCAAAAUUGACUUUCCUCCAGUCUGUCUCUCUCAUGAUGUGUGUGUACGAAUGUACGUAGAGAUGGGGGCAAUGAGCGUCAUGAGAAGAGGGAAAUUAAUUAUUAUUCACCACAUUUAUGAUUUUCAUUGCUUUUACCUUUAUUUCAGUUAGAUAUCAACAGAAAGAGCUAUAAUUAGACUUGGCAUUAUUAAGCAAUAGAAUUUAUGUAACAUGCAUUUUGCGAAUGUAUGUGUAAAAAAAUUCUUGUUUCGACAAACUAACUUGAACCUUCCUUAACUCGAUUUUUUUUACCGAUCGCUUGAAGUUUCGACUUAUAGAAGUUCGACUUACUAUGUUUUCAUUCUACAGUUUUUAAUGUUUCUCGUCAUAGUGUAUAUCAUGAUAGGACUUGAUCCUGCAUUAACAUUUGUGUCUGGACAAGUUAAAGUAGCGGGCGCGAAGAAUCAACUCCACGUGUCGAGAACAAUGGACAGACAGGGCAGGUCUGGGCGAACCAACAGUUCUAAUUUUCAAAGAGACAUGCGUGCAAGGAAGUUGCUUCACCUAGCUUUCAGCGCCGCCAGUAGUCGUCGUUGUAUACAGUCGCCCAGGCGUCAACAGCUGUAGGUAGCGAGUCGUGGGAGGCGAAGUAAAGAACCCUCGACAUAAAUACUCAGCAUGAGCACUUCUACUUACAUCAAUGAUGCACUUGUCAUAGUUUAUUACAUCCUUCUUUGUAUUUUCUUACUCCACCCUAAGCUGUAUCCUGAUUUAUUAUUUAUAGUGUGAUCAUAGCUCUUGAUCCGUUUUUGCAGCUUUCAGUGGGGUACUCUAAUACAGCCCCUCUCUUAGCAAAUAAAGUUGUAAUCCCAGAACAGAGUAAACAUUGACUCUCACACACACAUAAUGUUUACCCUUCUUCAAAGAUUGUUUAACUCUUUACUUUUGCUUGAUUUUUUUCUAACCUUUAUACUAACAUUUACUAUAAUUCAGAUCGUUGCAGGUUUUCAAAUAUUAGUUUUGUUGAUUAUAUGACAGCACGCCUAACGUAACAGCCGACAAAUGAUUGGCUGCUAAAUAUAGUUUUAUGGAAACCCCAGAUGAGGAAGAUCAUAGUCUGUAAACGGAUACCUAUAAAACAACGGGAUCUCACUGAAAGUCACUGAGAAGCUUUGCUUUCCAGCAACCUCACGGCACCUGUAACAGUCAUGCGUCUCCGUACAGGACUGAAGUGGCAAAGCCCUUGUCUUGUCUGCUUCCUCGUUUCCUUCCUUCUCCCGCCUUUAGCAAGAGCACAAGAGAAGAACAACAUACGACUUGUAGAUGGACGUAACCCAUAUGAAGGACGAGUGGAAAUCUUUCAGGAUGGGGUCUGGCUUAGUGUCUGCCGUUCGUAUGUUUCAUACUACUUUGGGAAAGUCGUUUGCCGACAAUUAGGCUAUCAACCAGAUGGCGCUGUUCUGUACUACGCCAACUCUUACGGUUCGGCUCCUGGCGAAAUACUCAGGAAGUACAUCAGCUGCAAUGGACAAGAAGCUUCACUAUCAAACUGCAGCAUCUCGUCAAGUGACCAGAACUGUGACCCUAGUUCUACACUCGGAAUGAGCUGUGACACAGGACUAUCGGAGAGGCAGACAGUUCGUCUUGUAAACGGCACGUCUCAGUACGAAGGUCGGGUAGAGGUUUUCAAAGCCGGUGUGUGGGGAAGUGUCACGGAGCGAAACUACGCAGAACGACCAUUGUACAACGCCAUUGCUGCGAAUGUUGUUUGUAGAAGUCUAUUCGGGCCUAGCUAUGGUGGGUCAGUGGUGCCUAAACAAGAAGCCAUUUUGCGAUUUGGAGUCGCCAGGAGGAUUCCCAUACAAAUAAACUCCAUAAGGUGUGAAGGAAACGAACAGAGCCUGAUUAACUGCUCAUAUUAUUCCCCAGGGUCAUCCGAAACACUCGAAGACAAUCUUGCUGUGGUGUGCAAACAAGUUCCUGAAGGUUGCAACUGGUAUAAAGCUGAGCCAUCAGGGACCAUCAACUCGCCUGGGUUCCCCCAAGGCGCAGUGUACAGCAGUAACACGGACUGUGUGUGGACGAUAGUCAACCAGGCAGGAAGGAUUCAACUGUCUUUUACAAACCUUCAAGUCAACACCUCAUUGACGACUUCAAUGAACAUACUCCGGGUGAUAGACAGUAAUGCUUACUCUAACCUAGCCUACAUCCAGACGCCCACUACAGUGGCAACAUUGCUGUCCUCCGGAAACACACUUUACGUGUGGCUCACAGCUCAGUCUGCAACAAAAGGAAUUCAGUUUCAGGCCUCUUGGGACGUUCCACCUUGUUUUCAACGACUGACCAACUCGGGUGCUUAUAUCCAGUCACUAGGCUACCCAAACCAGUAUCAGCCGAACUUGAACUGCACGUAUGAAAUUGUAAAGAGGAAAGGUGUUUUCAUUAGCUUUUCGUUCUACAACUUCGGUCUGGGAGAACAACAAGGAGGUGUGUGUCGAGAUGCUCUACAGAUAUUUGAUGGCGACUCUGAAACGUCAGCGACUGUUGGAGGUCCGCUCUGUGGAACAACCCGCCCCCCUGUCAUGAGGACCAGCAAUAAGACAUCUACAUUAGUUCUCGUCAGAUUCAUAUCGGAUGCUAUCAACACAUCUGUUGAGACAGGAUUUAACAUAUACUAUUCUCAGGUGGAGCCAGAUCCGAUCAGACCAGGUAAUUACACUGCUGACGUCGGCAGUUUCAAAACUCCCGGCUACCCUAACGUCUACAGCGACGAAGAGAACGUCAUCUGGACCAUCACCACCAAGCCCUACAAGACCAUCACACUCUCCUUUCAAGACAUUCAACUUUUGGGAUGCUGUCUUAAUUAUAUUUCAGUGUAUGACAGGGUCAGUGGCAACACCAAUAUUUAUAGCUCGGGGUCCGUCUCGCCGAUCAUCAGUAACGGAAACAACCUUGAAGUUAGAUUAUACUCAUCGCUGGACAAUGGCGUUAACAAAUUCAAGGCUUCUUGGACAACAGAGUGUCGACAAGUAUUCCAGACUACCAAUGGUGUCAUUACCUCUCCUAAUGAUCAAGAAUUUAACACCUCAUCAGCUGAUUGCACUUACAUCAUAAGUCAACAGCCUGGCUACUACAUCAGAAUACAAUUUUCUUCAAUUAAUUUUGAAAAAGAUGCUACCUGCAGGAAUUAUGUAGAGAUACGCGAUGGUAGCACAGAGUUCUUCCCCGUGCUUGGUGAAAAGUACUGCGGGCUGUCACUUCCCCCACCUUUGACCUCCACUCAAAAUGUGGUAUUCAUGAAGUUCAAAACUCAGAUUGGAAAUAAUUAUUUCAGUCUGACAUACUCCUCCCAUCCAAAAGAGUGCGACAAGGGUCUGAUGACAGACAGCGAAGGAAGCUUCACAUCGCCUGGCUUUCCUCUUGGGUAUCCUAGCAACACCUACUGCGUGUGGACGAUCAAGGUGGACGACAACAAAGCCACCAUCGACUUGACCUUUGACGACUUCUCUGUCGGCUAUCAAGGAACUCAAUGCCAGAAUGCUUUUGUCAGGGUCUACGAUGGAGCAGCUGUGGAUGCAAAUACCGUUAUCACCACCUUGUGUGGGACUGCUCUUCCGCCAAAGCUGAGGUCAACCGGAAGCAGUCUGACAGUCGUGCUGAACGUCUUUGGGUCACUGGUCAACGCCAACGGCUUCCGGGCAUCAUACAGUGCGAGAAGAUCAAAUGGCGGGCUUCCAAAAGGCCUCUAUCCAUAUGGCGUGGCUGCAAAUGAUGGGAUCCUUGGAUCAUCGACACAAACAAUACCUCUUCCAGAAGAGGAAUUUCUGUUUGGACUGAUUCCACAAUCCACAGUCAAUGUCGGUCGGAAUGGAAUCUUAUCCUUUGAAAAGGGAACCGCAUGGCCAUGGCUUGACUACUCACGCCAAGCAAUUUGUGUCUACUGCACCUACAUCAGCGAUGAACAAAGUGUGUACUACCAUCUUUAUGGUAUCAAAGACCUCGAAGUGCUGAACAAAGCCACUUAUGAUGUCCAGGAGUUCACGGGGUCAAAACGAUUUCAAGCCAGCAUGGUGUUUGUGGUCACGUGGGACCGCGUGAAACAGUACUUCCCGUCCGUCGACUUUAAACCGACUAACAUGGGAGACGCCACGUUUCAAGUGGCUCUCGUCUCGGACUCAUCAGAGUCUUACGCUCUGGUCCAGUACCGGGUGGGUCACAUGACCUGGCGCUACCCAGGCCGCUGGUACAGCAUUCAGAUGGGAGUCGCUAAAGGAUCACUAACCACAUACCGUCCAAACGUUUACUCAGGCACUGAACUGGCUUACGAAAUGGACACACACUUUGGAAACACAGGAUACAAAGGUUACUGGGUUUACGAGUUGGGAAAAGCUCCAGCCAACUAUCACAAGACCUGUCAAGACUGGUUCCGCAGGAACAAAGUAUUGAAAGAUGAGCGAAAAGCAGGUUUUGCCGCCCUACCCAAGUGCCCCUGCUCCAGACGAGGCAUCUUCAGAGCUGUCGUCAACCAGUGGAGGUUCCAUCGCCGGGACGAGCGGAACUACUUCGAGUGCUUCAUCCUCAACCUGGCUCGCACAGGACAGUUCGCUCCAUUCGGGAAGGAGUGUUGCUACUCGACCAACCCUCUGAAGCCAGACACACUUGACAUGCUCAUCACAUCUCCACCUUUUGCCGGGGCGGCGCUGGCCUUUAACCCUUUAGUCUUCGCUCAAGAGAAGCUGUACGACUCUGAGGACAGGAUCCCACACGUUGCAUGUUGUGAGCACGGGACAAACAAACAAUGUCGUCGCUACUACAAUCUACGACCCAUCGGAAAAUGCGACCCGAAUCCAGCGAUACAGUGGACUCCCUUGUACGGUGACCCACACAUAACGACCAUGGAUGGGAUAGAGUACCUCUUUAAUGGUCUAGGAGAGUUCACUCUGGUCAGUCUCAAAACCUCAAAUGUCAGCUUCACCCUUCAGGCCCGGACACAGAGGGCGGAGCUUCGGCCGGGAACGCCCACCAACGGGACUGUCUUUACGGCGGUCGGGGCGGAGGAGAACGGAGUGAGGGUCUUCCUGCAGAUCGACCCCAACACUAACACCACGCUGGUGGUCUAUGCAAAGGAUGUCGACUACACCAGGCGCUUUGUGCAAGAGGGAGACAACUUUACUGUGGACGACGAAAGUUUUAUGUUGCAUCGAGAUAACGACACGUGCGUUGUCAGCUUCCCGUCUGGCAUAAGCCUGCAGAUUUACAUCCGCAUGAAAGCCUUGGUGAUUGGGAUAGCCAUGCCUCGCAACUUCCGAAAUGUGACGAAAGGGCUGCUGGGAAAUUUCAAUGGAGACCCCACGGACGACUUUAUUCUGCCCAGUGGCGAGCGUCUAAACAACAGUUUGAGCGAGCGCCAGAUCUUCAACUUGUUUGCCAACAAAUGGCUGGUCAACACCAACAACAGCGUCAUGCGAUACGAGGCCAGAAUGGGUCCAGCGGACUUCUAUCGCCAAGACUUUCAACCUGUCUUCCUGGACGAGGUGGACCCGUCUCGACUAACAGAAGCCAAGGUUCUGUGUGGCGCCACCAACAUGCCCUGCAUCUACGACUUCCUGGCCACCGGAGACCGAAAUUUUGCUUUUGAGACAUCAGACCUGCGCAACCUGUCGGACAUCCUCAUCCAGCAGAGUGAGAAUACAGCACCCCUCGCUCAGGUGCCUGAAGUUGCUAACAUCGUCAUUGGCGUUCCUCAAGUGAUUGUCGUUACUGGCGUUGAUCCUGACGUCAACGAUGUAUUAACAUACCACCUUGUCGAUGACCAGAAUCAAACUUUGAGCAUCAACCAAUCCUCUGGUGCAGUUACCGUCAACCUUACGUCAUUAAAACCCAUCAAAAUCCUGGUCUACGUUGUGGACUCACAGGGCGCUCAGUCUCCUGUAGAGUCCAUUCCAAUCGUCGCCUGCUCCGGGUGUUCAGGUCACGGCACGUGCAACAUGUCGGACACUAGAGACGUGCUGGGUGACCACGACUUCCAGUUCGCCGUCUGUCGGUGUGGACCGGCCUGGGCGGGAGACAACUGCGAACUGGAUAGAGAUGGGUGCAGUGACAGCCCUUGCCACCCUCUUCAGAACUGCACAGACAUACCAGCCAGUCAGCAAGGCUCCAGUGAUAUCGGGUACACAUGCAGCGCGUGUCCACAAGGGUUCUUUAUGAAGAACGACUCCAGUGAUUGCUACGACGUAGACGAGUGUCUAAAUAGCACUCUACAUAAUUGCACCAUGCUGUGCGUCAACACGUACGGCAGUUACGAAUGUUCCUGUCAGGAAGGCUAUCGUCUGAGCACUAACGGCCAUUCCUGUACUGACGUCAACGAAUGUGUGGAGAGAACUCACGACUGUCAGCAGAUCUGUAUCAACACUGCUGGCGGCUUCCAGUGCGAGUGCGAGGUAGGUUACACCUACGACAGCACAACGAGGUCUUGUAUCAUAAAUGUCAAUGAAUCCCAGGUUUGCAGCAACAGCAACUGUUUUCAGGGCUGCAGAGUAAUCACGGAUGCCGCAAACAACAGCCUCGCGCAGUGUUUCUGUUAUCUCGGUUACGACCUGGACCCCAGGGACAACGUGACGUGCGUGGACCGCGAUGAAUGUCGGGACAAAGUGUGUGACCAGGUGUGUAACAACACGGCGGGCGGCUUCUCCUGCUCCUGCUACGACGGCUUCGCCCUGAACAAGGAUGAGCGCACGUGCUCGGCCUGCCCGUAUCUCAAGUACGGCCCCGAGUGUCGCGAGACGUGCACGUGCAGUGGCAGGAGCGUAGCGUGUCAUCCUGUACGGGGCUGCGUCUGUCAGGACGGCUGGACUGGCACCACGUGCAUGGAUGACGUGGACGAGUGUGUACAGAACCCGGAUGUGUGCGGCCUCCAUGAGACGUGCGUUAACAACAUGGGAUCCUACUCUUGUGUCUGCCACUCGGGCUAUGCCUUCGACGAUAAUGGACUUUGUCAAGAUAUCGACGAAUGUACUGUAGACGUCCCGUGUAAAGAAAACGAGGUAUGCACCAACAUCCCGGGUGAUUAUUACUGUACCUGUAAGGCGGGUUACAGCAAGGCAAACUCAACGAACUGCACAGAUGUUGACGAGUGUUCGGCCAAUCGAGGAGACUGCCAGCACGACUGUGUCAACGUCCUCGGCUCCUUCAACUGCGAGUGUAAAUACGGCUACAGACUCAACACUGACCGCAAGACCUGUUCUCAGGUGCGUGGAGUUUGUAACAAUGCGACGAUGUGCAGCAAGGCUCACGGAUGUACCCUUGACGACAACAACAACGACUUGUGUUUAUGCAACAGCGGCUACACGAUCAACCCGAACACACUGACUUGCGUUGACAUUAAUGAAUGCUCAGCGGGACUGGCCAAGUGCUCCCACACCUGUACUAACACACCUGGCAGUUUCACCUGCAGCUGUCCUGACGGAAUGAAGCUGGAUCAUGACGGGCUGACAUGCUCCACCUGCUCCCAAGGGACGUUCGGACCUAACUGUAAUCAAGUGUGCGCAUGCGCAGCCGGAGCAGAUCGCUGUGACCCUGUUUCCGGUUGCGUGUGUCAUCAAGGUUGGGAAGGUGUUAAAUGUGACAAAGAUGUUGACGAGUGUCAGUCGGGAAUGUUGCCUGCUAACUGUACAGGUGAGAACGUAGAAUGUGUCAACACUAAUGGAGGCUACACGUGCAGGUGUCGUCAGGGAUUCGCUGCAGACAACAACGGCGUGUGUCAAGAUAUUAACGAAUGUCUCGAGUCUCUCUGCGACCAGCACUGCAACAACACCAUCGGCAGCUUCCAUUGCUCGUGUGAUGAAGGAUUUUAUUGGGAUGAAGACACAAAGACAUGCAAAGAUGUGGACGAAUGCGCGUCCCUGCAGACAAAUGUUUGCACUCAAAGCUGUGAGAACACCGCCGGUUCCUACCGCUGCUCCUGUAACGCCACAGGAUACAUCCUCAACAACGACGGCUUCACGUGCAGAGCACUCACUGUCUGCGAAAGAGAUGACUGCGAUGACGUCAAUGGGGGAUGUGCUGUGGAAACAAACGGCGAGAUUUGCUUCUGUAACAACGGCUAUAACCUGGAUUCGGAUGGAGUUUCUUGCAGCCGUACUCCAGAAACUACUGAGAAUUCUACACAAGAUGUUACGUCUCAGACUGUGGGAAACACACCAGAGCUCUCGACGGACAUCAGCAGGAGCACUACAACAUUGUCGUCUUCCUCGUUGCAGACGGCAUCCGUCAUCGGUGGAACCCUUGUAGGUGUUGUGGCUGCUGCUGCAAUACUGAUGAUAGUGGAAAUGAAGCUAUAAGGCAUCUUUGCAGUUUGAUUAUAGGUGGAAAGCUGAAAUGUUUUCUGAUUUAUUUGAAAAACUUUUGCCCUGGCUAAUGAAACUUUAGUAUUUGUGCGGUUUGCUUAGAACACAGCUCAUCUUGGUUAGAACACUGACAUUUGAACUCAUGUGCGAUCGACUUAUAUGUUAAAUGUAUUUCUGUGCUAUUAGUAGCUCACAACUAUUUUUUAAAAAAGGAAUCUCUUUUAUACACAAAAUAAAUGUAAUGCGUUAAUUGCGAAAGUAACAUGUUGCAGUAAUGUAAACAAUCAUGUGGCAGUGUAUACCCCAUAUUCUAAGAAGCCAUUUACUGAAACUAUUUUUCUGUAUUAAACUGAAUAUACAUAGCA
This is a messenger RNA of Pomacea canaliculata, 10643 nucleotides long. RefSeq lists its product as uncharacterized. NCBI's taxonomy places the organism in Eukaryota, Metazoa, Mollusca, Gastropoda, Architaenioglossa, Ampullariidae. The transcript has 38 exons. Gene Ontology annotation, molecular function: calcium ion binding. Gene Ontology annotation, cellular component: membrane. The record is from RefSeq and is a predicted model, not a curated record. Gene Ontology annotation, biological process: cell-matrix adhesion. Bases 3142 to 10272 code for a protein of 2376 amino acids.